UUUCUUCUGUCCUUUCUGCAUCGACUGGUGUUUCAAAGCCGAAAGCUUUAUGGCGUUUCUCAAAUCCUCUGCGUCUCUCUGUUUCGUCGGUUUUGUUGCUCCAUAUAUGGUUCAUAUAUGGAAGGCGUUCUUCUUUGCGAUGAAUCAAAGUUUGAACUUUUAGCGUUUCCUGCUCCGUUUAAUAAUCGCAUCUCUAAUUUCCUUCGAUUUCUUUAUUUGUUUCUGUCACCUUCAACACAAUUUUUGAAACAAGUAAAGCUUGAUCCACCGCCCGCCAGGAUCAGACGAUGAUGUCCGACCGCGUCCAUCCGGUCCAGCCGGAGCCUGUCACUGGAGCGACGCCGGAAACCCCCCGCUCGUCUGUACCCCGUUCCGGAAACGUCGAUCCCAAGCCCGGGCCGCAGCCGGGGAGCUACGUGAUCCAGGUGCCCAAAGACCUGGUCCUUCGCACGCCUCCAGAAGGCAACGCGAGGCGCGCCAAGGCCUACGCCCGCCGCGCCGCCCGGCGCCGCCGUAACUGCUGCUGCGUCCUCCUCGCCUGGCUCGCCGCCCUCCUCGUCCUCCUUGCCGCCGCCGCCGGUGUCCUCUACCUCGUGUUCCGCCCCCGCGCCCCCGACUACUCCAUCGACUCCCUCUCCAUCGCCCCCCUCAACCUCUCUGCCGCCGCCGUCUCGCCCCAGUUCAACGCCACCGUCCGCGCUGACAACCCCAACAAGAACGUCGGCAUCUACUACCGCCACGGCAGCGACAUCAAAGUGACUUACGACGGCGUCACGCUCUGCGCCGGCGCGUGGCCAGCGUUCUACCACGCGCCGCGGAAUGAGACGGUGUUCGUGGCGGUGCUGAGGGGGUCGGAUAUCCGGCUGUCAUCGGCCAACCAGCAGUCAUUACUGGCGGCGGAGGCGCAGGGGCGGCAGAUACCGCUAAGGAUCGACGCCAAGGUGCCGGUUAGGGUCAAGUUCGGGGCGGUCACGAGUUGGACGAUCACCGUGAAGGUGAAGUGCGACAUCGCAGUGGACAAGUUGACGGAGAACGCCAAGAUCGUGUCCAAGAAUUGCCAUGUGAAGGUGAAGGUCUUUAAGUUCCUUGGACUAUGAGAGACGAGAGACUUGAGACUUCUUCUUCUUCUUCCUAUUAUAUGUACAUGAACUUACGUGACGACACAGAGAUACUUAUCGUAUGUGAUCUUUUUUGAGGAUCGAGGAAUAAACUGCGUGCGUACAUACAUACAUA
Messenger RNA from Musa acuminata AAA Group (dessert banana), 1233 nucleotides. Its product is annotated as NDR1/HIN1-like protein 13. The coding region runs from base 288 to 1097 and encodes 269 amino acids. The record is from RefSeq and is a predicted model, not a curated record. The transcript has 2 exons. Gene Ontology annotation, cellular component: plasma membrane. NCBI's taxonomy places the organism in Eukaryota, Viridiplantae, Streptophyta, Magnoliopsida, Zingiberales, Musaceae.